AUUAAAGGUUUUGUGUUUCCUAUUGUUACCUUUGUACCUGGAACAUCCCUUCCAGGAGAUAAGCAUUUUUCUAUAUUUGGAUCUUUGUGACAAUCCGGAAUGACUGCAAUGACUUGUUCCAGCUGUUGUCAGAACAUACAGUAUUUUAAAAGAACGGAGACAGCUAUCCAUCAAUUUUCUAUAGCACGUGUCUUUCGGAUCGUGGGUGCGCUCGAAACGAUCCCGACUAACUUUGGGCGAGAACUGGUUGGUCGCAAGCCAUUCUCAGUAAUCCGAGACAUUGUUGUCCUUUAGUUCAGUUAGAUGCCAGGUCCUAUACUGCAUUUCAGCACACUUCCAAGUCGAGGAGCAUCGUGUAAAGGAGAGCUUCUAGAGCUGGACUGCAACGCAAGGAUGAAGAUGUUGCUUCCACUUCUUCUGAGAUUGACCACCUUGCUCCUCCAGGCCGAUCAUCCAGUCUCCUCCAGCAGGUUUUUGUCAUUCCCAGUCAAGUCAUGCGGUCUUUUCAUUCUUCCUCCUCUUCCUCCUCCGCUCUUUCCUCCACUAAAGCAAAGAGCAGAAUUGAUGGUUGAUAUAAAGGCACACAUCACAGGGCCUAAAGGAGAGAAGGGCUGUCGAGGAGCCAGGGGACCAAAGGGUCAAGCGGGUGUUAUGGGUGCAGAGGGAGCAGCAGGAAAAAGAGGGUCGACGGGACCGAGUGGACCCCAGGGAGAGAAGGGCUACAGAGGCUGGAGGGGCCUCAAGGGAGAAACCGGAUCACCAUGCAUGAUGAUGGGAAGUACAGGGCAAGCAGGAUUACGGGGGGAUAAAGGCUUCAAGGGAGACACAGGACCCAGAGGAGCUCCUGGUGAUCCAGGCAUUACAGGGAGGUGUGGUGAGAAGGGCGAUGGUGGCCUGUGGGGUGAGCCAGGACCUAACGGAAUGCAGGGCUCCAGAGGAGAGCCUGGUGGCAGAGGAAUCACGGGUUUGAAGGGGUCAACUGGGCCUACUGGAAAGAUGGGUUACCCUGGUUUGGUGGGAUUGCCUGGUUUGCCUGGAGAGCCAGGACUUCCUGGACAAGUGUAUGUUUUGACAGGUCAGCAAGGGGAACCAGGAAGUCGAGGUCCUUCAGUCGCAUGUAGCUGUACCAGGGAUAGAACCCCGGAGCCAUUAGCGGAUCGAGUCCAGAGGAUUUUCAUAGCAGAUGGAGACACAAUGAUGAGGAAGCUGCAAGGGCAGAAUGUAAUGGUUCUCCGGACCGACAAGCAGGCUCUCUACAUCUACAUCGAGGCUCAGUGGAUCGAUGUAUUGACAGAUCCCAUUCUGCCAAUUGCAAUUGAUAACAUCUCUUUAAAUGGGUUUUCUCUUUCCGUGCUGCUGCUCUUCGGAUCAAGAACCCAAAAAGUGAAAGCAUCCCCGCUUGAGUCCCCUCAACACAUAUUUCCAACAUGCUCACUCCAACACGCAAGAACCUCAUUCCAGCAUUUUAUCAUACUUGAAUAAACAAUUCCUGUUAAGUACUGUAGCUUGUGAUGAUAUGCAACCAUGACAGUGAGCUUAUUUCAUAUGAACUUUAUCAUAAAUCUUGUUUGGGCAAUAAACUUUAGCAAUGCAAGUACA
Messenger RNA from Syngnathus acus (greater pipefish), 1599 nucleotides. Its product is annotated as collagen alpha-2(IX) chain-like. The transcript has 16 exons. The coding region runs from base 304 to 1482 and encodes 392 amino acids. NCBI's taxonomy places the organism in Eukaryota, Metazoa, Chordata, Actinopteri, Syngnathiformes, Syngnathidae. The record is from RefSeq and is a predicted model, not a curated record.